Molecule: messenger RNA, 27712 nt
Organism: Porites lobata
Lineage: Eukaryota; Metazoa; Cnidaria; Anthozoa; Scleractinia; Poritidae
Source: the annotation of a GenBank genome assembly
CGGGAAAUUUCACCAUCCAACAUGGCGUCGAAGCGGCCAACAUCAAGCCUGAAAAGCCAUUUUGAAUCAAGCAAAAAAGCACGGUCUUCUGCUGGCGGCAGUACUGAAGGUCACGAAGAAAACAAUGGUUUUGUGGAUGGUGCUAUAGUACGAGUGAAGAUGCGAAAUUUUGUGUAAGUUAAACGACUAGGGCGUAGCGCAGAGAGGACACGCGCUCACUGAUCGCUCACCGACUGUUUCUCUGACAGGGAAAUUUGUAUUCAUCAGUUAUACAUUUAUGUUCUCCUUCCUAAUCUGUACCAUACUGUUACGUUACUUUCUAUCACCUGAAAUUUCAAGCAGAAAGCUACGCAGAUGCCAUUUAUUUUUAAGGCUGCUAAGCUUAAGCCUAUGUUAUUGCAUAGUUAUUAGAGGAGACUGGUUAUGAAAAGCGGCAAACAUCAAUGAUAAAAACAACAGUGCUGCAGUUUAUGUUCAAAGCACCGUGAAAGUGCACAAUCUUUUGUUUUCUGUUGGCAAAUUGUUACGGAAUAAAUUAAUGCAACGUUUUUAUUGGUUAUUGAUAAAUUAACGUUGUGCAGCCACAAAAACAUAUAACAAAGGAGUCUGACGGGUUUCAUAACCAUUCCACUCAAUUAACUAUGGUUAUUGUAAUUAAUGUAGCAAAUUUGCGAUAAGGAUGAAGCAAGGCUUACCACAGGUAAAUGUGGCUUUGCGCUUUCUUAGUUAUAGUGAGAUGAUUUGUCACUCUAACUUGAAAAUUUGUGGAAAAAAUCCUUAAUUUAUUUGUAAAUCCUUAUAUGUAACCUCUUGCAAAAAAUCCCAAACAGGCCAUUUUACAGUUAUGGAUGGAAACGAGGCUGAGGGUGACCUUGUUUUGAUACAAACCUUCCUGCGUUAUUGUGCAAGUCAAGUUAUUCUUAUGCUAACUAGUAUUUUUCAAGAACAAUUUCCAUAACAAAGCAAAGAAGGUUUGUAUGAUAACAAAGUCACCCUCAGCCUCGCUUCCAUCCGUAACUGUAAAAUUGGCCUAUUGCUACAUUUUACGAUGUCAGCUGGCGUAUCUUUCUCCACGAAAUGUUGCUUGAAAUCCACAUGUGCAUUUCAGGUGAUCAAAAGUAACACAACAGUAUGCACAGGUUAGGUAGGAGAACGCACAUGUGUGACUUACCAAUGCAAAUUUCCCUGUAAGAGCUUGAGAAACAUUCAGUGAGUGAUCAGUGUGGAUGUGCCUUCUCUAAUGUGCUUAAGUUGUAGUCUCUCAUGCUUUUUUUCUACACUUUUUGGGGGCAAGAAUGCAAUCAUGAUAGAAUUUAUAAGAAGACAUAUAAUAAAAAGAAGUAAAAGUAAUAUUAAACCCAUCAACAAUAGAUGGGUGUGGGGAAGGUGCCUGAAGAAGCAUAAGGGGCGAUCUUUCAAGGUAACCAUGACAACCCUGAGAGCGGCACCCACCAGGUACUGUCACACUGAGAACCACAGUGGAAAGAGGUGCAAAUACUUACCAAAACAGCAUCCAGAGAGGUGGGAGGGUUGGGGGCAAAAAACAACUAUAACUUCUGCACGCAAAAGCAACAUGAACAAAAUGAAGCAGGAUAAACCCCAAUACCGCCCCACAUACGAUUAGUGGUGGAGAAUGCUGGCCAGCAUUGUCUCACCUUUAACCUCGCCUAAAUUACAUUUAGCCACAUUUAAUUUUUGUCACAAGAAUAAUUAAAAACAGUUGCUGUUCACUCAAAGGGCAAGUGCAAACAGGACCCUAGACCCAUGCAAGGCACCGCCCUGUUGUUACUUACAAUUACAAUUUCAAUUUCAAUGCUGUUAAAUUGCUCAUUUACCCUUGAAAAAAAUUUAAUUCAAACCUUAGAUGUACAUCAAAAGUCAAAAAAAAGGUACAAGAGAGUGGAGGUGGUAGGCACAGUCACUUCAACCUGUGACAGGGACAGGUCAUCACUAAUGUCCACUUGCAAGAUCUUUCCACCUCAUUAGUACAUGUAUUAACCAGAGUGGUGAACAUAGUUUUAUAAACAAACUGCUUAAAAGAUUGCAUACUAGAGAAACUACUAGGGGACUUAAGUGAAGAAACAAAAUUCCAUAACUUAGUAAUAGGAUUAAAAUAGGAAGCCUUUAAUAAAAGUACUGGUUGUGCAAAGAGGAGUUUUAAGGUUGAAAGGAUUGCUAUCAAUAAACCAACUGUCAUUCUUAAAUUUAGCAAUUUGUGAUAAGUAUACAUGUCAGCUUAUUAAAGCUAUUUUGAUCAUGAGUAGCAUGAUGUUGGUACCAGUCACUUGUGUGGUGUACUUGCAUGCCCAGAGAUAUUUCCUACUGUAUAUGCAAUUAGUAGGCGGGGAAAUGAAUCAAAGUAAAACGAUGGGGAACCCAUGGAUAAUUGUUUAGAAAAUCCUCUUGCUCCCUCCCACAUCUUUGACCUUGAAGCUUUUGCGCCACUGUAUCUCAACCACGAGCGAAAAACAUACCAAACAACUACCUGCUAUGCAGGUUACUACUAGUAGAAGAGAACUGAAUUGCUCGGGAAGCAACCGACUCUUGUGCUAAAUUUUGUAAUGAAAACUACUGAUAAGGGUACAGGUUGUGCAUUUCAAUGCCUUGAUAAAUUUCCAAGAUCAAUAUGAUUACACUCUAUAAGUGUAUGUAUGCGAUUCAUUUUAAGCAAAAAGAUUAGCAGGAACUCUUCAAGAUUUAUCCUAUGUUUGAGAUACCGGUUGGAGUAAACAAGUGUUGGAAUGCACGCGACACAUUUAAAAAUUAAGGCUCCUUACUUUUCCUGUUUAAAUUCCUAAUCAAAAAUGAGUAUUUAAUUGCAGGAUAUAGAGGAAGUUAACACUUCUUACACAGGUUUAUUCUUGAGUGCAACCUUGUGGGAUUUACGCAAUAUUAUUUGGAAAAAAAUGCCGCAUAAAAUUUACGUUGCCGCGUCAAAUGGGUCACAAAAAAAAUGGACCCAAGGAUAAGUACUUUUUUCAAAAUAAAGUAUUCGAAAACAUGACUGGCAACAGCACUGAUUUGAUGGCCACUCUAUAACCUUACUUUGAACUUUUAUAGCCUCUUACUGUCUCAAUUGCUUUUCUCUUCUUCAUUUGAAUCAUUAUUUUACUAGACAAACAUCUGGGAUGUGCAGUAAUUUUAGCCCAGGCUUUUUCAGUUGCCCAGAAUGUUCCAAAAUUGCGGCAAAGCAUCCAGCAAGUGUGACCCAUGUAGAAUGUCAAAAGUCUCAAAAAGCACUCAGUUUUUUUGGAUUUGGAGCCCCCGUUCUUGGCCCCAUUUCUUGAAAAAGGGUCCUCAAAAAUUAAAGAAGGGGGCCCAUUUGACCCUCAUGAUCAGUGGCCAAUUUCUAGAAUAAACCCUGCUCACAUGUCGACACUAUGAAUGCAAAUAAUGUUUCAGGGGGAAAAAGUAAGAAACAGCAAAGAUUCUCUCAUGAGGAUGCAUGACUGAAUCAGGGUGUUCAAUAGGCAUCAGAGGUCGGAGAAUUCUCGGUUUGUUGCCCAGAAUUCUCCAGCCAACGUUCGAUAGCCUAUGACUAUAUUUUAUUCAGACAUGGAGCCUGUUUCCAAUUUAUAUUAUCCAGUGACCUUACACCUGUCUCCUGCUAUUGGAGUUUUAAAUGAAAACCCUGCUGAAUGCACAACUUAGGUGCCCCUCAGCAACAACUAUGUCGUUUUCAUAUCGUCAGUGAAUUUGGAUCAGAGCUGAAGAGCCGAUCUCUGUCGACGGAAAGUGAGCUAGUGACACAUUUGGAUAUCAAAACCCAUCACAAAUACCCUUUGGAAACCCUUUGGGUAUCCAUGCUUUAAAAACUAGGAUUUUUGUUCAGUUUUUGUUUUGAUUGAUUGAUUGAUUGAUUCUAUUUUGAUUCCUUUUGUUUCCUAUGAACAUAGCCAAGGGUCAUGCUCAUAGUAGCUUGGAGAAAUCCCCAGCCACUGGCCUUUAAUGACACCCAUGUUGCUGACAAAGAAAAAAUAUGAAUCUGAUGAAAAAAAUGCGGGUCUCAAAGUCUCCGAUUUGAAGACUUGUAGCUUGUCUUGUAUUCUUGUUUACGAAGGUCAAGAAUGAGAAUUCAUGAGGGAGGGCAAGCUUAUUUUUGUGAUGCCAUGAUCAACCAUUUUUGGUGUCUGUGAAUCGUGAUGUACUGAUUGUUAUGCUUACACCUUACAGGACCUACGAAGACUGUGAGUUCAGGCCAGGACCUCAUUUAAAUGUUCUCUUAGGGCCAAAUGGUAUGAAGCUUAUGUUCUAUUCCAGUGUACAUGCAUAACUUUAAAACCUUCAAAAAAAUUGCCGUGUAUCUAGUACAUUAUACUCCUGACCUUUAGAGUUUGGGUCAUUUUCCUCCAAUGAAAAGGUUGUUAUUUAAAUCAACUAUUGCUGAUCUUUGUCUAACUUCAGCUGGCAUUCAAAAGGCCAUUGCGGUGCUUCAGUAUUCAAACUGCUGCAUGUGAUUAAAUGGUAUCCAUGGUUGGAGUUUAUGGUUGUUAUUUUUGUUUCAUAUUGCCUAAACAAGCUUUAUCCUUUUGUCAAUAGGUACUGGUAAAUCUUCUAUUGUGUGUGCAAUGUGCCUUGGUCUUGCAGGCCAUACUAAGCUGCUUGGUCGUGCUACUGAGGUAUGUUGGUGAAAUUAAAUAAUAAUGUCAAUGCAGUAAUGCAGCAAUCGUGGAAAGGAAAGAAUAGAAACAAGUAAAGUGCUGUUACAGUACAUAUAUUGCACCUUAUUAUUGUGUCCAUGUAUACUACAUGUACUGUGGCCAUUAUAGUAAACUACAAGCAACAUUAAAUUUUGCUUGUAGUUUGCUGUUACAUGUAGUAUCAUGAAUGAAUAAUGACCUCUACUUUCUUUUUCUUCCAUGUUUUUUUAUUCCGUCUACAUUUAGAAGUGGUGGAACUGGCCACUGAUUUUUUUCCCCAUCCACCUUUAAUAGUGUUGUCUAUUUCAAAAUGUGAUUGAGUGAGGUGUUUGAUAUGUGAUAAAUUACAAAAAAACUCACAAGUUUUUACUGACAUUUUAAUAUUCACAAUACUAGGUAAGGGAUUUUAUCAAGCAUGGAGCAACACAAGCCAUGACUGAAAUUGAACUGUAAGUACACUCAUGCAAGGCAUGUUCUUUGCAAAGUACAUGUAUUGUGACUUAGAAAAAGUUACAUGAAAACUUAUUGCAAUAAGCGUAAUUCUUAAAAACCCUCUUUUCAAUCGGACAAUUUGCCGUAGUCGAUCAGCCAAUUCCUAGCGUGCCUAUCCCCACCACCCCACCCCCGCCCCCCAGCAUUUGUCAACUUGUCAGUUCCGGCAGUGGGUAAUUUGUCAAUUCUACUACAAGUAGUUGACAUUGUUCCUUUUUCAAUAUUUCACUUAAAGUGUUCCUAUUUAGAAAGCUAUAAAAAUUUCUGUAAAGAAUAUUUUUAAUACAUGUACAUAUGCUUUAAAAAGAUACAUGAGGUUUUUGCUUCAUCAUUACCCUACUGCACAGUAUUUUUGGCAUCCGUCGAAGAAAUUGCUUACUGUCUUUGUCAUCAGUUUGUACAUGGAGGAAAAAAAAUCAAUGCAUCGUUUAAGAGUUUAAAGGAAAGACGCUUUCUUUUUGAGCAAAUGAUUGAGGUAGAAAGGCCUAGAAAACCUCUGCGAGAUAUUUGAAAGCUAACAUGAACUUCGUGUUUCGUGUGAUCAAUGCAAUGAUUAAUAUGUUGACAGUAACUAAAAUCAGUUUCAAAUCAGGGAACAUUUUGUAGUUUUUCUUUCACGCUGAUGUCAAAAUGUACAAAAAAUCUAUGAAACCUUUAUAAAUUCAAAAAUUUCUCUUUUAGAAACUUACUUUCCUUGACUAUAGAGUACAGAAAACAUGGGUGCCUUGGGUGGUCCAAAACAAGCCAAGUGCUCUGCCAUGAAGAAAACAAGGUCAAAUUCCUUUCCAUUUGUGUCUUUUGUCGGUGCAUUUUCAUUUUUGAAUUGCAAAAUUUUGGUCUUGAAAACCACCGCAUGGUAAGCACACACCAGCCAUUUUGUUGAAAAUGUACAUUGUAUGUCCUUCACUAAUGUAUCAAAUCUAUUUCUUCCCCCAACAAAUAUGUAUGUUCACUAAACAGAUUCUGAUUGGUCAAUUAUUCCUAAAGCCUUUUGAAACAACAGCAACAAACUCUCUAGGGGAGGGGUGAAUUCAUAUCUACAGGGUGUAGUUAGACUUACCCUAAAAGAAUGUACGGACAGGUUCGAUAUGUUCCCAUUUUUCCAUUCAAUGUAGCAUUGUUGCUCUGCCACAUGCAUGAAGUCACGCGGGGGCUCUACUAAGAAAAUGAAAUUAUACUUGUACAUGUACAUGAAUUCCCCUCCUCUACCCCCAGACCCCUAGUCAUUUGUAUUAUGCUUUUUUUACUGCUGCCUGGAGCUAUGGAACACCUUGCUAUAUUCUCAUCAGUCUUGUAACCAUUGUACUGUCAUUUGACUGCUAAUACAGUGGUUACAGUUCUAUGUACAAGAGAUCAUUUAAUAGCGGGUUGCUCGUCCCAUUUGCUAUCCUACUUCAGAAAGUAUCGCUGUACGGUGCAACUCAUUUUUUUUGUGUGUGUGUUGUUUCCAGAUAUAAUUCAACUGGUGGGAAUUAUGUGGUAACCCGAGACAUGUACAGAAGUGAAAAUAACUCCAAAUGGAGAAUCAAUGGGAAAAAUGCCACCAUGAAGGAGGUACAUUUUAGUGUAUACAGUGUAGCUCUUUACAAUCAAGAGUGAUUUGUAAGCAUUGUUUUAUGUUUAGAGAAGUUCAGGAUCUCUAUUUGCAGCUGUUCACACGGUUUUGUCAGCAGGUUCAAAGUUCCAGGUGGAUGCUACUUGUGUACAUGUAGCUGAAGUCUGAGUUUGAUUUCUUCAUUGCAGGUGUUUGUUUUGUAUUUAGUCUUUCUCCAAAUUUACUUGUGCACUAUACAAUGUACAACUGUAGCUUGCAUUUCUGUUUGGUUUGAAAACAGUUUGAUUGUUUGUUAUCUGUACUGAAACUGUCAUUUUGACUUUGACUUUUUUUUAUUUUAACUAUUAUUUUUUGCUAUGCCAAGGUGCUUUUAAAACAUGAACUAUUGUUGUAUUUUAAAUAAAAGUUUCUAGUUCCUCAGACAAAAUAAUAACCACAACUAACCCCUUGUCUUGUACUUGUGCUAUUAUAAUAAACAGGGUAAACAAAAGUAAAAGCAAGAUAAAGUAGAUAAAAUUAUUUCCGGUAAUUGUUACCGCAGUCAUUACAGCUGUGGUGCUUAAAUUUACUACUGCUUUUUUCAUUGUGUGUGUGUUGUCAAAAUAGAAUAUAUUUAUAAAUUUAAUGUGUAUAAAAUGUUACGUUGUUUAUCAGGUUCAAGAGUUGACCAAAAAACUGAAUGUACAAAUUGGUAACCUGUGUCAAUUCCUACCCCAGGUAUUAUGCUGAUGUGAUUUAAGACUUGAGACAAAAUAAUAAUUCAUUAAUGUUGAUAGUUUUUUUCCUUGUCUAUACACCAUGGUACUCGUGAAGCAGAUUGAUUCUUAUGUUGUGCUUUAGUUGCUUGUAUAAUUUCUGCCGUUGAAACAAACAUAUACUACUCAUUAAAAUCAUCAGGACAAAGUAGCAGAAUUUGCAAAGAUGACUCAACAACAGCUGUUAGAGGCAACAGAGAAAGCAGUAAGUUGUCAGAAUACCUACCACUAUUAUUCAUACCUCUUAUGAGCUGUGGAAAUAUAGAGAAAGCUGUAGGUGCCCUUCAAAGGAUUGAUAAAAUAAAAUUAUAUAUUAAUUGUACAAUAAUUUAAGCAAGAAAAAGUGCAGCAACUUUCACAUGUUCCGUAGACAGGACUUGAAAACAAUUUGAAUUCCAGCUUGUCUUUUGGACAAGCAGUUCUCACAUUGUGUUCACUUAGGCCCACUUCUUACUUGUCUUAAGUAAUAAUUUUGUUGGAGGAUGACUUUCCUAGACCCUGGCCCAUUGGACAAAUAAUCUUUAAAAGUUUCUUGCCCAGCAAAAAAAUCUAUUUGUACUGGACUACCAGACAGGAUUUUUCCGAGCUCUGAGUAGAGUAGAAGCUUUUUUGACUGAAUUAAAGGAAACAGAGGUUUGUUCCUACAAACCAGAAAAUUGACCAACUACAUGAAUUGAACAGCAAAUGACUUAUAUAUAAUUAGGCUUAUAAUCUAUCUAUUUUGGGCGCACUUGACCAAUUUGUUGAGUCUGUUGAGUCUGUCCCAUUCCUGUCUGUUAUCCCUGACAAAUGAAAGUUCUUGCCUCAUAAGACUGGUAUCGCUCUCUAGGUGCCCCUAAUAAAGCACUAUAAUAUUAUUGAUAAAAACAGAAUGUACAAUAUUUUAAAUUUUAUUCAAUUUCUUUUUCAAAAGUUAAAGCCAAGGCUUGCUUAACUCUCCUUUGUGUUCCAGGUUGGUCCACCAGAAAUGUUUGACAAUCACCAGAGGCUCAUUGAACUGAGGAAGCAAGAGAAAGAACUUGAGGUCAGUUGAUUCACACUAGAAAGGAUGGCAGGGACUUGCUCUAGGUGUCCAUCUUAAAUAGAUGUUUGGAUGUUUUUAAAUGGAUGUUUUUUUACAGCUGUAAAUGCUGCCUUUAUAGCAGUUUGUUGUUUCCAAACUGAACAGCAAUCAAAGUUCACUUCAGGCACGCAUUCAUUCAACAUGCAACCUCACGAGAGAACCGGGGAAAUGAGGUUGUCACAUGGUUGUCACUCUAGGACACAGUCCAACUUAGAUUACUGAAGCUGAACUGGCUAUUUUUCAAAUUGAAUCAUGGAUAUGCAAAUCAUGUUUUGACAGGUACAUAGACAGUGGUGGAUCCAGGGGAGAGGCCUUUCCAGGUAUCACCACUUGAUCGGCAAAGCCACCAGGCGCCCCCAGAAUCUUCUAUUUUUAGAAAAAGUGCUUGUAAACUGAGGGCCAAAGUUUAUUUUUUUUUGGGACCGAAUGCUCGCAAUGACGGAUCUGGCACUGGUAGAAAUGUACAUAUAUACACAGCAGUAUGAAUUUUUCUUGGGUAUUAUCAUUUCAAGUUAAAGUAAGAUUUUCUUUUUUCUCACAUGAAUUCUCUGUUUUCUAAACAAUGUACCCAUAAUUACCCCAUAGUUUUUACUCUGGUUGUUUACUUGUUUACUUGAUAAAGAACAAUAAUUACUCACAUGGGUAUUCACUUCAGUGGAGGGGGCUAGUGGUGCCAAUUUACUGAGCUGCAAAGGUCUUGCAUUUUAUUCUGUUCUAUUGUUGACUUUUCGGGAUCUUUUUAGGUUUCUCUUAGAAACAACAAAGAACAUCUUGAAAAGCUUGAGCAACAGAAUGAGCGUCUUGAGCAGGAUGUUAAAAGGUAUCAGGAAAGAGAACGCCACUUGCAGAAAGUUCAGAUUCUGGAGAAGAAAAGACCUUGGGCAGUAAGUAGUUUGAGUCACAGCAAAAACACUUGUGUUAACAUAGUGCAUUGAAUAUGUAUACAACAUGUAUGUAUAAUCUGUAGCAAAUAAUAAUUCACUGGUACUAUUAUUGUGCUAGUUGUUGUGGGCAACAAGGGGAGCCCGCAAUCCUAAUCUCCAGGUUGUUAUUAUGCAUGCGUUGCAUGUAUGUGGACAGCACUUGUUUGGACUUCCAUUAAGAAUGAAUGGAAUGCACAGAAUGCAGUUUGAUCAUGCAGGUUUUGACCUUCUACACCUGGUAAUAUGAUCACACGUGUUUUGACCAUCUGUCACGAGAAACCUACACAAAGCACUCACUGUGUUUGUGUUAGAGCAAAAGCGUUUAACCUUAGAUCAUUGUCGCCUUCACUCCGUAACCUUUCGUUGUUACUAGUACAUGUACAACUAACUGUUCUCAUAUUGUUUUGAUGUUCUUGUACUAAAGGAAUAUGAGGCAGCACGUAAGCUGUUUGUGGAAAUCAAAAAGAAAAAAGAUGAAGUCAAGAAAAGCCUGGAGGAAGCCAGGAAACAAAAUGGUCCAAUGCAAAAACGUCUUGAUGAGGUUAUGCGGAAAGCCAGAGAGCUUGAAGAGUCUACCCGAGAGUUGGUGAGGAAACUAAUUUUUUCUUAUUAUUUGACUUAUCCCUCAUAAUUUUAUUUGAGUUUAUCUCCCCUUUACACUAUUUGUCUUGUUGUGUUUUUAUUAUACUGUCUAAUGUUUAUUAUGUGGCAAAAGUAACUACAAUAUCAAUGAAGGGUUAUCUAGUCAAGGCUCCAAACUUGAAAUACAUUAUAUGUACACGAACGUUUAGAGAUUACUGUAAAAUGUUGUAAUAUUGGUUUUUGUUUAUUCCCAAUGUAGAUGCAGAAAGGUAAUGAGGUGUUGAAAAAAGCAAAAGCAAAGAGUGAACAGAUUGAGAAAAAAGGUGACAAGGUAAGUGUCAAGUCUGUAAAUAACUCUCAAUGUGUUAUGUAGUUGUGAUUGUUGCUAAUUUUGACUUGCUACAACUUUAUUUUAAAAAAUAAUGAAUUUCAGUUAAUCCAAAGUGUUUUGAUUGACAGAUAGAAGAGUUACAGGGAGAAUUGAAAGAUUUGAAGGAAGAAGAAAAGAAAAGACAAAAGAAGUAAAAUUAUAUUCACUGUUACGGAAAACAUUUUUUAAUACUCUGUUAAUGAUUCCAGAAUUUUUAGACAAUAUUUUAAAAUUACAGCUCCUAAGUUUCUAAACACAGCCAAAUUUUCCUGAAAAUUCACCCUUACUAUUCCAAAGCCAGUAAUGAAGGUCUGAAAUGUAAUAAUCUCCAGAUGAAAUCCUACAGCUGUAUAGUACCUUUUGGUCAUACCUUUAAAAGAUGUGCCUUAUAAUUAGUAGUAUUAUUAUUAUAACCAUUAUCAUUAUUUUUCAUUUUUAUGAUGCACCUGUACUUAUAAGGGAGUUAAAGAUAGCAUGAUUUUGCAUUUUUCCAAUAAAUUGUCAUCGCAAUUUUCCAUGUGAUAUGAUUAUUCCAACUUGCUCACUUUGUCAAACCUGGGCAAACCCUUCUGCGGUUGAAUUCCAAAGAAUCAUAUCCAGUGUCAGAAAAAGUUGGGAAAGAAAAUUUUGUGAUUUCUUGUUUACAUUCUGGAGCCAUCAAAUGAGAAAUAAGUCGUUUUCAUAUCCUAGUAAGUCAUGCAGUGACAGCAAACAAAUGUUGAGGGACUUGUUGGACUUGUCAAGAGACAUCUUUGGUCUCUUACGUUGAAAGAAUUUAAAAUGCUUGAAAAGUCCCAGUGACUUGUUUGUAACACUAUUUCAAUGUUAAAUUUCUUUUCUGUUAAGGAGAAAUUUUCAUAUUUUUUUUCAUACUUAUUCCUUUUUGUAGGAUAACUGACCUUGAGAGAACAAUACAAGGAUUUCAAAAUGAGUUAGAUAAUCUCCCAGACCCAUCUGAACUGCAGGUAAUUAAAAUACAUGCACAGUAGUAUUAGGUGGCAAUUCCUUUUGACUUUAACUGUCCAAAGUUUCCUCAUGAUCAGUUUGCCUUUUAAAAAUCAAUAUAAUAAUUACACGCUGUGAUGCUUGAUUAAGAGUUAAUCUAUCAAUUGGUCAAAUUAUGAAAAAAAAAGAAAUUAUGUUGAUAUUUUCAACAAUCUUCAUUUUUCUUUAGUUUAUGUUAUUUGAUUUUAUUGCUAUCACUGCUUCAAUCUUCUUUAAAGUGGCCAUGGCAGGGAUUAUUAAGAGCGUGAAUUCAAAACAAUUUUUGUUUUGUGCCCCCUUGUAUUAACAUACACCAGGACAAAUUUUGGGGAACAGUUUACUGUAAAGCUUUUUUCUCUUCUCAGCCUCGCAUUGAUGAACUCAACACCCAAGCACGGCAAAAGAAUCGUGAAGUGAUGACUAUUCAAAAUCAAGCUCGUGGAAUUAGAGAGGACUCUGAUCGUUUGAAGGUACAAAGUCAAGGUGAGCUAAGGUUUGACUAACUUUCUUUGACAAUGCAGGUACAUUCCACAGGUAGCAUUUCUUUAAUUGGGCAGGCUCUGAGAAUGAGAGAAACAAAAUUCAACAGGUAUUCUGUUUCAUAAAUCAGUACAAUCAUAGGUUGUAUUUUAUCAAAGAUUUGGUGGUGUGUCCAUUUUACUCUCUGGAACUGGUUCAUCAGGUGCAUUGUAUUUGGCAAACCAGAACCGCAACACGGAGUUUUGCAUAAAGGCAUAGAAAAAUGAUUAUCAGGCAGUUUUCAAGUUUGUUUGUUUUAAAUGGCUGUAAGUAUUAGAAUUAAAACAAUUCGAAUAUACCCAGAUCUGAAUCCAGAUCUUCCAAAAGGAUUUUAUAGGGAAGUCCUCCAACCUGGUAACACUGUGCUAAAAUUUCGUCACUGAAGAAGGGUGCAAUGAUAGGCGUAAAAGGGAUUCUUACAUGUAUUAGUAAAGCAGUCCAGAAUGAUUGAAGCUGAGACAAACUACUGCAGGGGUUAUUGCAGUGUUGCAGCUUAUAAUGCUUGCCAUUUCAAUUGAAAAAGUAUUUGUCCACUACUUGUCCAGUUCUGAUCAAUCAGUGGGUUCAGAUAUUUACAAGACAAUGCUUGUACCUCCUGAGUAAAUAUCACCUUUUUUAAUUUCUAUUUUUGUUAUCUUUUUUCCCUUUUUAUCCCAGAUGUCAAAAGCAGAAUCACUAAACUUGAAGAUAUGAAGAAUCUUCGCUUAGAAUUCUUGCGCAAUAAAUUCCGGGACACUUACAAUGCAGUGAUAUGGCUCCGGGCAAAUCAGCACCUGUUUAGUAGUCCUGUGCAUGAACCCAUCCUACUUCAGGUAAGGGAUUGUACACUGUGUAGUCCUCACUUAGGGAAUCUACUUGUAGCAGCCUUAAUAUGGCACUUUGUAUGUCACAUGGUCUAAAGUUGAUCUUUAAAAAUUUUCUUACAAAGACAAUGCAUGGCAGGGUUGCUAGAAAGUUUUGAAGUAGAUGGUUGAGUUGUCAAAUUAAGUGGCCAGACCAGGGUUAUUUUAAUUAAAAAACGCCCUCCGUAAAGAAAUGCCAAGCAGAAUAGCCGGCUGAUACUAAUCAAGUAGGCGGUGAUUUUUGUCGGCAGCCGGCUACUUUUGACAACCCCGCAAUGGUACUGUUGUUAAUGGCAAAGCCUUAAGUUUAAUAAUAAUAUAGAGUAUGUGCCCGGCGGCCAUAUUGGAGGAGUAAAACAAUAAAACUAUUUUCCUUUGGGAAAAAGUUUCAUUCUCAUGCAAAAAUAUUUUUAUUGUUUACUCCUCCAACAUGGCCGCCGUGCACAGACCCUAUUACAACAAAAAAAUAAUCAUAAACACAUUGACUAAUCUCUUGGACUUACAGCUUACUGUACUUGAAAGGUGCUAUACUACAUGUAGAACACCCUCUUUGGCUUCUAAUUUGUCAUUUUUCAGGUUGAAAUGAAGAAUGUAAGAGAUGCCAAAUAUAUAGAAAGCCUGAUCAGUCAGAAUGACCUGAGAGCCUUUGUUUGUAGUAACAGGGAAGAUUUGAAGCUCUUUUUAAAUGAGGUUUGUCACUGUUACUUUUCAAGCUUCAACAUGUAGAUUUUUUGACUAAUAAUCACAGCAGCUGUUUGAACUUCCCGUCAAAACCUAUAGAUUUAUACUAGUUGCUUAUUCACUUAUUGCCAAUUUAAAUAUAACAAAUUAAUGACAUUGGAAAAAAUCAUUUAAUAUUUAUUGUUACAUUUAGCAAAAUAAUUUUGUAGGUUUAUUGCUUUUUUUAAUUACAUAGUCUUCAGGGUAAGAGUCUUGGAAUCAUGGUCAAGUGAGAGGAGAGGUUUUGGUUUAGUUCCCAACCCCUUUGAAAUUCACGUUAGCUUUACCCUUUCCUUUUGCUUGUACCCCCUGCCCCCACCCCCUCCUCCCAUUCCCCCUCAAGUUGUUGAAGUUAUUGUGUAAAUUUAAUAUCGCACAUUAUAUCUUCUUGGAAAUAGGUGCGUGAUAAGCAAGGAUUAAGAGUGAAUGGCGUGGCACCACCAGAUGAACCUUUGGAAAGCUUUAAACCAUCACGAUCAUUGAAAGAGAUAGGGUCUGUUUUCCAUGUAAAUUUUAGGUCAAGGUGGCUCCCUAGAGUAUUUACUAAUAACCCUUAGCUAUCUAGCAUACGUUACAGAACGAAAUCUAGUUACUUUGUCUUUGCGAUUUUGUUCACCAGAUUCACCGCUAAGGUUACCCAUAUAAGAAGGCUCCUUUAUCAAGUUUCGUUUUCUGGAUUAAGGCCGUUGCCAUGGCAACAUCGCAUCCUUAGACAGGCAGUAAUUUUGUCAUUUUUGAUCAUUUUUUCUUAAUAUUUCUUAUUUCCCUCGGUGAAAUGUCUUUAAACUUUGCCACUUUAUAUUAACGAUAUUGCUUAACAUUUUAUAGUGGAAAAAACAUGGGGUCGUUAAGACGGUUUUGCCAAUAUUUUGAAAUUUGUAAUUUUUCUUAAUGGAGGAAUUUAGCUCUUACAGAUUUUAAUAGGACAGUACAAAGGUACUGCAACUGUUAAGAAAUGAGGCGAUUUUUAAAAAAUUUUACCGAAGGAAACGCGAGAAAUUCACAGUUAAUUAACUACGUUGACGUCACAAAAAUCUGAAAAACAUGCGUGGUUUGGGGUUGUAUGAGCAAAAUACGCGCGUGAGCCAUCACGCCCGCAUGCGCCUUAUACACAAAGCUACUGAAAACAUGUGGUGUCUUUGAAGAGAACGAAAGCCAUUGUUUUGAAGCCGUUUAUUAGUAUUGUUACGGUGAUAUCUUGCCAGUUGAAAAAGGAGAGAUAGUGGAUUCAAUUUUAUACCCAACACAGGAUGUUUUCUUCGAAGUACUUGACUUUUGUAGCUAAAAUUCGAACCGUGGUGGUCACUCAUGAGGAUGGCGAUCGUCGGCGAUGAAGACGGUGGUUGUGCAAGGAUCGCAAUAAGCCCUUCAUUUCCUAAUCUGCUGUACACUGUACAGAUCUUCAAUUGUCAGCCCUCUUCCGGAUACUUUUUCAACCUUGUUCUUCUUUAGGGAUAAUUUCGACGGCAAAGUUUUUCUGUAAAAGUCUGGUGUAAAAGAUGGCGCUGAUCUUUAAAUCGUACAUCAUGUCCUCAGCUACAUGUACAAGGGUCAACAUCGUCAAGGGUCAAUCUGUGAGUAAAAAUUAUUUCUCAUUGUGCAAGAACAUUGUCCAUUUACUUCGACUAUUUAACAUUUGUCUACUAUUGAAGCGAAAGAAUUGAUGUCUUUGGAAAAUUUCUGCUUUGUUUUUACAUACAAUUUACUCUUUUGGAGAUCGAUAGUGACUUGUAACCGGUGUAACAUUGUCUCCUCUCAUAAAUGUUUGACCUACACUAAUCAAACGCUUUGCACAAUGAGCUUCAAUAGAAAGUUAAUAAAGCUUUUUGGGGGAAUAUUGCAAAACUGAGAGGCCAUGUUUGUUUUAAUUUUUGCGUGGACGUCACGCAGAUUUUAAAGCUCGCGCCAUACUAGUGCUUAGGCUGCGCAUGGCCAAUUUACUCUAGGGAGCCACCUUAAGCCAGGUUCCAACAGACUUUUCAUGAGCUGUACCUAAAACUAACUUAAGUACUUGAAAAGUUUGGGGUCUGAAUCAAUCAAGAUCCGCAGUUUCAAUUUGGAAAAGCUCAGCCUUUCUUCCCGCCUGACCUGGCCGGGAAGUUUGACUUUGGAGCGACUUGAUUUGAAUGCUGAACUUUUCAUGUGCUGAACCUGGUGCAUAAAUUAUCAUAACUUAUUUUGCAAGCAGUUUGAAAGAAAUACAGUGUAAGCAGUUUUUUCAUUUUGAAUUAAGUUUGGCUGGAAUUAAGAUCGGUGUCUAAAUUCAGCCGGUCAUAAUAAUUUGGGUCGAUCUUAAUUCAAAUUACGUUUAGCUCAUAAAAAAUUUGUCACCUGAGCCCAGCAUUAAAACUCUCAUUUUUUAUUGUUUGAUUGUGCUCAGAUGAUGUUUUGCAAACUGGAAAAUAAAUCAUUGUUCUCUUUAGUGUUUACACAACAAUUAUUGUUGUGUAAACACUAAAGAGAACAACGAAAUAAAAUAAUAAUUAUUUAUUUAUUAAACAGUUACUGUUAGCUGAAAAAUAUUAACAGAAAUGUGCACUGAAAAAACAACUUUCUUUUGUAAAAUAGUAGGAACAACAAUAAUGAUGAUGAUAAUAGUAGUACUAAUAAUAUUAGUAUUUAUAAAAUAAUUAUUGUAAUAAUAUUAGUAGUAAUUAAAUAUUUUUGUAAAAAUACUGUCCUUUUGUCAUGCAAUGAGUACAGCUACUAUAACUGUUAACUAACUCAAAAGUAAUACUGAUUAUAUUCCUCUGCAGACGUUGGGGUUUCCAUGGCUACAUGAAGGACUUGUUUACUGCUCAUGAUGAUGUGAUGAGGUAUCUGUGCCAGAAUAACAAUAUUCAUGACAUUCCUCUUGGAAAUGAUUGGACAGAAAAGAAUGCAGAUAAGGUGAGACGAUGGGUGAAGAACAUGCUUUGAUGGAACAUUUUAAGAUACCACCACUUGUAGGUAGUUUGAGAAAGUAAAGGCCUUUAAAUUGCUGUAGUAGUCCUUUGAUUCAGAAAGUACUUUUGAACAUUUUGAUUUUGGGGUUAAAUAACUUCUUCCCCACACCCCCCUCCCACCAGUCACGGUUGCAUACCCUUGGCCCCUUACCAUGUACUUGAAUUCUCCUUUGCGAGCAGAGGCGAAUGGAUCAUGUGAGGGUACCCAAAAACAGUUACAUUUUGGAAUAUCCCUGAAAUUUAGUUAGCGGCAAAAUGCAAGACCCGUUUCAUUAAAAAAUCAGCCAGUCAAAAAGUGAUAUACCAUCCUGUCGAUGUAAGAAUUGGCGGGGGGGGUCUGCACACAGGCUAGAAUUUCAGUCUCAACAAGCCUAAGCUUUCAUUGGACCCCCCUCCCCCCUGGAUCCGCCACUAUUAAGCAGUCAUCAAAAAAGCUUACGCUGACUGAGAAAAGAUUUCUUGUCACAAAAAAGGAUACAGUUACUAAUUCAGGAGAAAUGCAGAGAAACUGCAUGUGCAUAAAAAUAAAUUAAAGAUAAAAAAAUGAUGUUUGGAUGUAGAGGUAAAUGACUACACAUCGAGCUUAAUAUUUUUUAAAGUACUGAGCUUAAUGAUAGAGAGCUUUAGAUUUGAGGACAAGAGUGAGUACGAGUACGAUAUUUAUUUAACGUUUUUUGCAUGUUCUAUAACAAAGACACCCAGGAAAGCUUCAUUUUACUUUUUUUCAACACAAAAGUUAGUAUGGUUAUUUUUACUGAAGGAGGUCUAUCCCUCUCCCAAUGGCAAAAAUUAAUGAUAAAACUUCUCACAUUUGAUAACUUGUUCCCGCCACUAUGACAUUCUCGCUAAAAAAAGCUGUUGUUGAAUGACAACGGCUAUCACGUUUCCUUGCCAAAAUGAUGCAGGCUCAUGCAUGUGCGCUACUUAGUAUUGAGAAAAUCUUGUACUCGUAGUCGUCCUUGUCCUCAAAUCUAAAGCUCUCUUACUGUUGGUGAGUAAUAGUAGAAUUUUUCUAUGUAUUUUCUUUCUUUUUUUCAAAUUUUCUCUAUGUAUUCCAAGGUGCUUGUUAUUUAUGCACCAUUGCCAGUUUCAAAGCAAUAGCAAGCUAACAGUACUUUCUACAUGAUGACCCAGAAAUACCUACACAUACACUUUCCUUGAGCUUUAAUGAUGCUUUACGUUAACGUACAUGUAUUAUUGUAUGUCCUUGGUAAUUAAAUUGCAACUCCAAAUCAUGUUACUGACAUCAAUCACUGCAUCAUAUAAUAUCACCAUAAAACAAUGACAUUGUUUAUUCCUCUCAUUUGCCUGUUGCCUUAUGAUCUCCUUGUCCAUGUAAUUAUCACUACUUGCUGAUCAAUGAUAAAUGUUUCAUGUUUAAGGUGAUAGAGGAAACCAACAUUAGGACAUUCUACACUCCAUCCUCAAAGGUACCACAAGUCAUGGCUUUUUUUUUGUUCUUUUGGGUCUCUCCAUCCCUUCAAUAGACAAGUUAACAAGCCCUGAGAAAGUUGUCAUGUUGCAAUGUGUUAUUCCAGAAAUUUCUCACUACUGCAGUAGGCAAUAUGACUGAAUUCGUGGAUAUGCCAGUUCUCCCAGGUCGAUGUUUCCAAUCAUACUAUGUAAAGCAGAAUGAUUGCUUUCCCAAAAUUCACGGGGUUUUGAAAGUUACAACCUGGAGAAGCAAUGAAUAUCAUGCUCCCCCUUUUUCCCAAAUCAUCUACUACUUUCCCUUUCUAAAAGACAUACCAGUGUUCCAUACGUCCUGACUUACAUAAUAAUAUUGCCACCAUCUUCCAUCUUUGAUUGCAGUAUAAACACAUAUAUAUUUUUUCCUUUUUCUUCACUUUUUUUUUUUGUUUAAUGGUUCGCUGGUUUUGGAUCAAUUCCCGUGAAUUAAUUUUUUUUCGUCAAAAAGAUAAUACAGUGGAACCCUGUUAAUACAGUCACCAAUGGGCAAAAAAAAAAUUGGCAGUAUUAGCAGGGUGGCCAUAUUUACGACAAUUUUUUUUUACAAGAAAAUGUAUGGCUGUAAUAACGAGGUGACUGUAUUACUGAGGUUGCCGUAAGGCAUGGUUUCACUGUUUAAGGUAAAGAAAGACAGUAUUAAUUUACGUUAUCUCAGAAAGGUUCAACUAUAUACAAUCGGCGACAAAAUUGUUGAGACAUUGUACUCAAAUAGGGUAACUUCUGAAACAUAAGAAUCCACACCCCUCCCCUGUCCCCUCCUUUCAAAGUUGGGAUGUUUCUUGUUUUCUAAAGGUAGCUCAAACAGUGGAACAACAUUGCAUGGAGGGGAUGGGGGAGGAAACGCUACCUUUUCCCCUUUUGAAGUCCAGAAAACGUGAAAAAGUCCAUUUAGGGCGAAGUGUCUCAACUCAUUUUGUCGCCGAUUGUAGUUGUGUAACAAUUAUACACAGCUAUAUGUGGAAAUUACAUCCAUGAUAUCUACAAUGUACCAUUACCAUACUGACAAUAAAUCUUUUUUCUCUUUUCUAAUAGUACAAUGUAAAGAGAUCAUUAUAUGGGAACAGGGAAAGGUCAACAAUGGUUGAUCACAUUAGGUAUGUGACUAGUUCUUAAAAGAGUAGGCUGUGAUUCCAUAAAACUUACAGUCUUUCCUAUUUUACAGUAACAAAUAUUAUUAAUAUUUAAAAACACAAUUCAGUCUUGAAGUGGUAAAGGUCAAUUGUGUGGUUGUAGAAAUCAAGAGUGAACCUUCUCUUUGUUUGUAAAAUUCUAGGAGUCAAAGAACUGGUACAUGUAAGAGACUGACUUGUUUUUGUUUGUUUGUGUUUUUUUCUGUAUGCAUUAUCAUGUAGAACAUAUCAGCCAAUUAGAAUGCAGGAUUUGCAGUAGUAAACCAGUAUAAUGUAGCAAUUGCUAUGAGUACUGGUUCUGAUAAGCUAUUAAGAGCUAUCAAAACCAUACUAAACAUUACAACACAUUAAUCUUACUGACCAGACUUUUCUUUUAGGGAUGCCAGGCUGUUUAACAUUGCUGUUGAUACAGAGAAGAAAAAACAACUUGAAAUGGAACAACAGGUAUUUCCUGUGUUUUUACACAACAGAAUCAUCUGAUUGUUUUUGUUUUGUUGUUUUGUUAUUGUUGUUUGAUAGAAUGGCAGGAGAAGUGCUUUACCAAUAAAAGUAAUUCUCUUUGUUGUGAGCCUUUCCAAGCCCUUUGUUUCACUUACUUUUUUUAUCUUUAUAAGUGGUAUUUGUUUCUUCCAUAGGACAUCAAUCAACAAAUGCAGCAGAAAAAUGAAGAAUACAAAACUCUGAGUGAGAGGGAAAGGAUCUUGCAGAAGGAACAAGAGGCUCUGAGGAAUGAAAAGGUUGGUCAAUAAGUAUUAGUUUGAGUGUUCUUCACUCUAAAGACCAACAUUACACCCUUUCCAUAAAGUACAAGCUGCAAUCAUUUUGCAUCGGUCGCCAUGGAAAGUAGAGAAAAGAACUUGGGAGUAAAAUUGCAUCAAAAGUUGCCAGUUUGGUGCCCUGUGUAAAGCAGUCAUGUGCCAAUGUGCAUUUGUAUAAUGUAUUAAUUAGUUAGUGUUUAUGGUUGUCCUGAUACUUAAUAAUGUGUAAAAAUUAGGGCUGUAUGAUACAACAGUCUACAGAAGUGCUCCUUGUAAUGACUACUGUAGCUAUAUAAACAAAACUUCAGCUUUUCCUCCUAUCCAGUAUACAAUAAUUUGCAGAAACCACGUACAUGUACAUGUAGUUGUUGAAAAUUAAGAAAGAAAAAGGUUAUGCAUUCAACACAAUGUGACUCAGCAACCUUCUGCGAAGUAGCUCUCACUUAACUUGUGCUUUCAUUAGAAAGAACUUCAAUCAAAGACACAAAGAAGAAGAACACUUGAGAACCAGUUGGAGACCAAACAAAAGACCUUAGAGGCAGUACAGAAAUCUUCUCCAGACCUAGAGGGGCAAUCAGCAAGAAUACAGCAGCAGAUUGUCAAAAUAAACCAGCAGAGGGCACAAAUUGCUGUUGAAUACAAGGAUGCAGUGCGUGUAAGUUUGACACUGUGUCUCCUUUGUGUUCUAGCAACAAGAAAAACAACCUUAUCCAGGGCUUCUGGAAUUAUGCGGUUUUUUUAGCAAAUUAUGCGCUCUUUUUUGGUGAAUUAUGCGCCAAAAAUCCCCGAAUUAUGCGGGAAUUAGGCAAAUUGUGCAAUAUGGCACAAUACUAUGGUCUUACCCCUUUAAGACACUAGAACAAGACUUAAAAUAAUAGCAAAAAAAUUGGAAUGCAUUACUUCCAGCUUAUUUUUUAUUUAAAAAUGCUGUCUUUCAAACCAAUGGAUCCUUACUGUUUCCAGAAAAAAAAAUAGUGUAAUAGACUUCCUAAACAACCAAACAAUAAAAUAAUUAUUGUUUUACUUAUGUCAGGAAUGCACUAGAGUUGCUAAGGAAAGGAUUACACAGAGCCUUCAACAAGUGCAAACAACUAUCGAGAGAUCAAAAGUAGAAGAGAUGUUUCGCGAAUCAUCACAGCAGCUAAAAGCUCUAGAGGUAUGUGAAGAUGUAAAUGCAUAUGAGUUUAUAAUGCCAUUUCCAGCAUUUCUCUAUUAUUUUUUACUGGACAGACUUUUCUUUGAACAGACAUCCCAAAGGUCAUUUUUGCACUGGUGGGUUGGUAUAACCAAUCAUUUGGGCUUAUAAUUAUAUGCUUUGGGAAACUGGUUUUCACCCUGUGAGCAGGGUCCACUUCUUUACUGAGUUGCGAAAAGGAGGCUAUGCCUGAAUUGCAUCAAACCUCUGAGUCAACAUAACCCAAACUUUUGGACUACAGUCAAUUUUCUUUUCUCUCAUUAAUCUGUUUUUUCCAGUGCAAGCAUCCAUUCAUUGAUGAAAUUGACAGUCCCAUCUUAGCGCACAAUACCAAACACAUGCCUGUUAGGCCUGGGCUUGAAAACAUAUGGCACGUGCUGAACAAAGAUUCAUACUCACUUAACUGAUUCAUCCAGAGUCUUUCUUAAUUAUGCCAAGAUCAAGCAAACAAAAGAAAGGCUUUACCGUCAAGCUGUCUGGUUCUUACAACAAAUUAGUCAGUUUUGUUUUUGUUUUUGAAAAAAAUAAUGCUGCUGAAUCCAACAUCACAUUUCCCUGACAUCAGCUUACAGAAAGGAUUAUUCAUAAACAAUAAGCUAUAGAUGGUAUUACUAUGGCAAAAAGACUGGUCAAAUUGCAGUCUGUCAACUUUUGUCUUGAGGACACCUCGCUUUAACUGACUCAUAUUAUACACAGUUAAGGCAAGGUACAUUAAUGUGGUUUUUAAGUUAUAUUUUUUAGCCUGGCUGUUACAGUUUGACUGCUUGAAAUAUCUCAGUAAUGUUAUAACUUUAUUGUGUUAUGAUCAAUCACAGCAAAGAUCAGGACAAGCGAACUGGCCACAAAACCAAAAACUAAUUAAAAUUCUUGCUUGCGGUUUAGUUUUCUCAUGCCUGAUUGGCUUUUCUCUUGCAAGGCAUUAGCAUUCCAGAAAUAUUUCUGGUGUUCACAGUUGUCCCUGUUUGACUGUAAGAUAGUGGUAUUAAUUUUAAUGGUCACUGAGUCAUGCUUUUAAUGUUUGAUAAGCAUUAUUAUUCUUUUAGGCAGAUUAUCUGAGUAUAUGCAACACAUCUGAAACACAAAAGAAGCAUGCUAAAGAUUUGCAAAAGGUUGCCCAUGAGAAAACUGGAAUUCCUGUUGGUUCAGACAUACCUGAUGAACUUAAAGAGGUUUGUUUGACUGAUCCAUCAUUCUUGAUCCAUCUAAUCAGGGUCCGAAAUUGCGCCUUCCUGGGCGCCAAUGCGACUAAAAAUUUAGUCCUGGCGACCAGAAUUUCAUAGCUGGUCGCCAGCUAGCGACUUGUAAAGCAGGUUGUUACUGUGGACUUUAACGUUCGGAGAAACUGAUUAAGAAUUGAAACCUCAAAGCUAUUUGCCAACAGGAGUCUUACUUUUUGUCCUGCUGAUAUUUUUUAAUUAAAAGUGAAACGAAUCUUCCUGUAAUAAUACCUCCACAACAGCUACGAUCAAUACGAGUUGUACGUUUCCAAGCCGUCAUGUUGUUUUCAGCUGAAAUACAGUAAGUGCAUUAUGUACUUUGGGGACUGGUACGAGUGAUGUGGCACAGUUGUAGCCUGGUACGAGCAACAUGGCGGCUUGACUCGUGUUUACAUAGCCUGCAGUGCAGGCGUAUUUUGGGUGGGCGAAACCUUGUUCAUGUUCGUAAUAUUGUUGUAACCGCCAUCUUUGAUUUUAUGACAGUGGAAGAUUGGGGAGAGUAGAAAUAGUAACCUUUACGGUAGGUGGAAGUUUCAACAUGGCACUUUCGCGAGCAAAUUUGGCGCUCAAAGAAAACGCCUGCACUGCAGGCUAGUGUUUACGUUUCGUGGUAGUUAUCGGAAAAAAAUAGAGUUUUGAUAUGAUCAGUGCAGUCAUGGGCAGACAGCUUUCUGUUCCUACGUUCUAAGUCAGACAGCUUUAUAUCUCCAAAAAGUAAUUUGUGGAAAAAAAAAAGACUUCACUCGUACACGUACGGUUGUUUUCUGGUAUCGGAAGUAGUGCAAUUUUCGAGCAUAAAAACGUCCAUACCAUGCAUUUUUUAUUCGUGUUUAAACUAUUAUUGAAAAAAAAGGGGGGGAAUUUUUGGCGACCACAAUUUGCCCUCUGGCGACCAAAAAUUUAUACUUGAUCGCCAGUUGGCGCCCGUAUUAAAAAGUUAAUUUCAGACCCUGUACUAAUAACUCCUCGUUCCUGGACAAGAUCCAUUGGACCCCCAAAAUAAAAUGUUUUAUCAAUAGAAAGAAUAAAAAAAAAUGUACAGGUUUAUCCAUGGAAAAUUAUUGCGUAUUCUUUAAAUGCUGGAAGGUUGUGCAAGCUUUUGUUUGCUUCAUGUAAGACAUGAGUGGUUUUUAUGGCAAAAUGGAACUAAUUUUGGGCACUAUAAUAAUUGAUAUUGCAGUGCAAGUUGCCAAUUUGGUAGUCUUUGUUGGUAGUUGUUCCAAAGUUGCAGUGUUGUGAUUGGUUCAUAUCUGUGGUCUUUCUAAAUUUGAAGGGAGAUCAUAAAUCCUUUGCAUAAAUGAUCCAUUUUUGUUAUAAUAACCUCUCUCUCUUUGGCAGUUCUGGUAUUAAGCCUUGAGAUGUUGCCAGUGCCUCUAGAUUUGAUUGCAAUAGUUGCUAGUUGUGCAGUCUGUUUUUUAACCCAUGUAAUAUGGCACAAAUUUCUCUUUGUUUAUGUUUUUUAUUUUUCUUCUUGCUGACCAUUUUGUACUGUAAGGCAAAAGGCAACUCAACUUUGAUCAAGUUAAGCUCAGAGUACUGAACUCUUUAUACAUGUAUGAGCAAAAUCACUAUAAUCUAAACAAUUUGGCUAUAAUGUAGAGGAACAAGGAGAAAGUAAUUUCUUGAAAUGGGCUUUCUAGUAAUGUCUUAAACUAAGUGCAUUUUUACCUAGGCCUUCCGGCAAUACCCUGACACACUGGAUGAAAUUGAUAUGAUGAUUCAUGAUGAGAAGGCCAGGAUUGAGUGCCAGUAUCAGAGUAAUCCACAGGUAUGGUUGUAGUUAAGUUAUUUGUUUAUCGUAUCCAAAGCUACUGUAACUAUCUUGGUAGUGUCUUGGUGUUGCAGGUGGGUGCAACCACCAAAUGAUAGACUUUGUACAAAAGAUAAAAAAAAAAAACACUGAAUAAUACUCACACCCAGGGAUCUCACUAAGAUUUCAAGUUGUCGGGUAAAUUCAAAUAGGCAGGGAAUCAAACAGCUAGGGGUUUCUUUUGGUUUUAUUUUUCUUCUGUUUUCGUAUAAAAGUGGCAGGGGGUCACGUUCGUAGUAGCCAGGGGAAAUCCCCUGCCCACACCAUAACACACAUUUCAUGUAUAGAUUAAAAUAAUCUUUGACUUGCCAGGAAGGCAAAGAUGAUGUGCAGGGGAAAGUGAUCACACCUUAUUACAAGGGUACCAAAAAGACAUUUAUCAUUGCUAUGUUUUUUAAUAGGUUAUUAAAGAGUAUGAAAGACGCAAAAAAGAUAUCAGUGACCUUAGUACAAAGGUAUGGUGCUCUUGAAAUGUUAUAGGCUGCUGUUUGCUUUCAUUCUUUGGAAUGGCCUCUGAUGUAGGGGAGAGGAUUGGGCUUGAAUGACUGGUUGCAAGAAUAAUAAAUUGUAAUCAAGGCUCAUGGAUUGAUCCAAAAGCUCUAAUAAUCAUCAUCAUCAUCAUCAUCAUAAUCAUCCUAGGAAUUGCGCACUUACUGAGAAGGUUGCUGUCCAUCAAUUAAAAAUUCCCCUGGUACCUCAGGACCAAGGAUUGGCUCCAGUUCUAGGAGAGUGUAGGAAGCAAUAAUUAAUAGCACUGAAAAUGUUUAUAAUAAUAAUAAUAACAAUAUGAUUUGGGGGGUAGCACAUCCAUAAAGUAGUUUCUCGUCUACCUGAUUCCUGGUCGAAUUGGAAUUUGGAAAUGUUGGUUUGUGAGAAAAACUGGAGUACCCAGAGAAAACCUCUUGGAGCAAAUGAGACAACCAACAACAAACUCAACCCACAUAUGGCAUCGAUGCCAGGAUUUGAACCCGGGCUACAUUGGUGGGAGGUGAGCGCUCUUGCCACUACACCAUCCCUUGCUCCUUCAAAUUCAUUAUCUAUGAAAGUUAUCUUACAGAGAAUCAAAAGUGUUUAACAAAUGUCAUUUUAUAAAUUUGAAAAUAAUUUUAUGUGAACUUUUUUUCUGCUCCUGCAUCCUUCAUUCAUGCCAUUGACCAGAGAGGAUCUUUAAUUCCUGAUAUGAUUUCCUUACAUUUUUGUGUUUGUAAGUGAAGAUACUGGUUUGUUUAUUUGGUUAAUUAGGUCAGUGACCAGGGGAAGGAUUUGGAGAGUGAGCAGACAGAGAUAGCAAGUCUCAAAGAAAGGUAAAUAAUAUUAGUAUUUGACAAUGCAAGUAUUAACACAAACUACAACUUCUGUGUGUAUAUUAUGUAAUAAUUACGCAAUAACAUAGCAGGUUCUUUCCUUCAGCUUCCUACUUUUUUUCCUAAAUUUCUUCGUAAUUUUUCUUCCUAAAUUUCAGGUGGUUAGGACCUCUACAAAAAUUGGUUUCGGAAAUUAAUGUUAAGUACGGCGAGUUCUUUAGAAUGAUGGGCUGUGCAGGGGAAGUGGCUCUUUCUGCUGAACAGGUUUGAUUUAAUGUCAGUUAAUAAUUUGUGCUUUUGGGAACAAAAUGUUAGUGGAAGAGUAAAACUUUGAACUUAUGGUCAGCUUAUCAGGAGUUAAACCCAGAGGCCCUGUAGCUUAAAGGCCUGGGUUGCUUUCAAGAUACCUACUUGUUUAUGAUAAGACUUCAAAACAAAAAAUCCUUAGGAUAAAUUCAAAAACCAAUUUGCCUUUUUUGCAGGGAGAAAACAAUUUUGACAAGUAUGGUAUUCAGAUUAAAGUGAAAUUCCGUUCUAAAGACAGCCUCCAUGUGCUGACACCAUUCCAUCAGAGUGGUGGAGAACGAAGUGUUUCAACUAUGCUGUACUUGAUGGCUCUACAAGAACUCACUAAAUGUCCAUUUAGAGUAGUGGACGAGAUUAACCAGGUGGGUCCUUUACAUUACAUUAAUUUUUACUUUAAGAGGCUGUGUCACAGCUGUCUCGUUCAUUUUCAGGGGCACCCAAUGAUGGUUUCAUUCUAAAUGCAUUGAAUACACUUUUUAGGCUAUCCAGAGAACUCUUAGAUCUCUAGAAAUGCAUUUUAAGGGGCGCUAUAAAAUUUGUAUCUGUUCGGUUCUCCUAGGGCAACUCGAGUCUUUUCGAAAUUACAAGGGCGUCAGUAUUAUUUUCCUAAAAAUUGUAGAUGCAAUCUAAAGCCUUAUGAAAGUAAGAAUUUUUCUGGUUCCUUUCUCCAUCACAUUUUUGAAUCGCAAAAAUUUUAGUGUCCCUUUUCUAAAAAGCUUAAUGUUGGGAGUGAAAUGUGAAAGAUUAAACUUCAGAAAAUCAUAGGGAAUUUAGUGAAUAGACUUCGAAAAUUGUACAUGAAUGUAACUGUCAUCUAGACAGUUGUAGCUUUGCCUCCAGCUAUGGAAAAUUUUAGCCAAUUUUUGCUCCUCCGAGCCCUUGCCCCUGCAUUUUGCUAAUAAUUAUUAUUGCCAAUUACGCUUCCUUAUUGAUUAUGGAACUGAAUGUUAAUGAAGAACUUACUUGUAAACAACAAAAUCACAGCUUCUUAAAAAAAUAUAUACCCCAAGUAUUAUUUUAAGCAUUACAAACAAUUUUAAUCUGGUUCAGUCUUCUUCACGUUUGUCCAUCCAUGCCUCCUCUUGUAUUUACGGUGGUAUUAAUACCUCCUUUUAAUGUUUGGAGCGAUUAUUUUUAUGUUUCACUCAAUUUUGUGGCAGGUCCUACUGUUAGAAUUUUGAUAGAGUUACUGACACAGCUCCCACAAACUCAAUUCAGUCAGACUCAAUUUCUCUCUCCAUUUGUUGAGUGGUUUUGAGAGACUGUUGAAACCCUUUGUCAAAUGGUUACAGCAUCCCCCCAACAAACACCUGGUACAGAAAAUGAUGUUUGUUUACAGUGGGAGGAGGCAUUAUUUUAGUAGAAGCAUGCCCUUUUGCAUGUCUAAGAAAGCUACAUAAUGGUAAUAUUGAAACCCUUUGAAAUGCCAUUAUGUAAGACAAUCAGCAAAAGUUUUUUUCAUCAAUCAAUAAUUUAUCAUUGAGAACCAUUCUAAUGUGUUGGAUUUUUCAGGGUAUGGAUCCCAAUAAUGAGAGGAGAGUAUUUGAACUUGUAGUGAAGACAGCUUGCAAGGAGAACACCUCACAAUAUUUCCUCAUAACACCAAAGGUAAGACUUUAUCUGCCACCUUUUUCUGAGUCAAAGGCAUGAGACUUCCUUCUGUGUCCUUCUUGUCAUGACUGGGAUUUCACAAAACAUCCCAGCAUGCAGCUUCUGAAGAUCUUUGACAAUUUUUCAAAGACUUCUGAACAUUACCGGAAAUGUCCGAAGGUGUUCCCGACGACCUUUGAGCACUUCCAAAGCUGUUUAAAAGGCAACAAUUUUAGCGUGGGUUUGAUACAGUUAGGACACAAGGUGAACAUUAAGCACCUCUUUGGAAUGUUUUCAGGAAAAUUGAAUUGAACUUUUUUAUUGAUCAUGUGUUAACAUCAACAUGAAAGUUGCUUUUUACAAUGUAAUUAUAGUUUACAGCUGUAAAACAUAAUCUUUGUGUUUUGUUUCAGUUGUUACCAGAUUUAACAUACACAGACAAAAUGACGAUUCUGUGUGUCUUUAAUGGGUACUAUAUGGUUCCGCACACCCAGUGGAGCAUUGGAAAAUUUAUUCAAAGAAAGAAAGCCUUGCAGGUGUAA